UAUGAAUUAUGAUGAUGCAAUGAAUAGAGACUCAUUGGGUGAAAAUAAAAUAAAAAUCGUAACGUACGUGGCUGCUUUUUAACGUGUAUAACAUAAGCCAAAGAGAGUCGUGUUGUAUUGUGCUUAAGUGAAGUGAGGUAGAAGCUAAGAGAUAGAGAUAGAGAGAGAUGAGGAUGAGAGGAUCUGAUCAGAAGAUUCUUCUAUUGAUGGUUAUGAUGGUUGUAGCCGCGGCUCAAGGUGAAGAUACUAGUGGGUUCGUGACAUGGAACAACAAUUACUACUUAACAUGGGGACAUCAAGCUUUGGUUCUUAAUGAAACCUCUGAGCUCCACCUCACCCUCGAUCAUAACUCUGGGUCCGGCUUUGAAUCCUAUUUGAUAUACGGAUCAGGAUCUUUCAACUUCAGAAUCAAGGCACCCAAAACCAAGUCUACGGGAGUCAUCACUUCCUUCUACUUAAUCUCCAAAUCAAGCCGCCAUGACGAGCUCUGUUUCCAGAUCUUGGGAAAUGGGCAAACGUAUUUGCUGAAUACAAAUAUGUUUCUCUACGGUGAAGGAGACAAAGAUCAGAGGUUUCGUCUCUGGUUUGAUCCAACCAAAGAUUAUCAUUCCUAUAGGUUUCUUUGGAACCCACAUCAGCUUGUGUUUUAUGUAGACGACACACCGAUCCGGGUGUACAGGAAGAAUCCAGACGCUUACUACCCAUCGGUACAGACGAUGUUCAUACGUGGGAGUGUGCAAAACGAAUCGAUAAUUGACUCCACGCAAAGGCCUUACAUUGCUAAGUUCCAGUCACCAAAGAUCGAAGGGUGUGAAACCACGUUCAUGGGCUUAGAGAAAUGCACGGAUCCUAAGUUCUGGUGGAACCGCAAAGAGAAUUGGCAACUAAGCUCUAGCGAGAGGAAACUGUAUAUGAACGCAAGGAAGGUGUACCUGGUUUACGACUAUUGCUCUGACAGAAAGCGACAUCCAAAGGUUCCUCGAGAAUGCAGAAGUUACGGUUAGAGAAUAGAUCAAUUAACUGUCAAAGAGUUAGCCU
Molecule: messenger RNA, 1038 nt
Organism: Thlaspi arvense
Lineage: Eukaryota; Viridiplantae; Streptophyta; Magnoliopsida; Brassicales; Brassicaceae
Source: the annotation of a GenBank genome assembly